This is a messenger RNA of Papaver somniferum (opium poppy), 1833 nucleotides long. RefSeq names its product tyrosine/DOPA decarboxylase 1-like. Gene Ontology annotation, molecular function: carboxy-lyase activity; pyridoxal phosphate binding. The record is from RefSeq and is a predicted model, not a curated record. The transcript has a single exon. The coding region runs from base 99 to 1694 and encodes 531 amino acids. Lineage: Eukaryota; Viridiplantae; Streptophyta; Magnoliopsida; Ranunculales; Papaveraceae. Gene Ontology annotation, biological process: amino acid metabolic process.
ACCAUUCCAUCCAUCCUUCUGCAUCACUUACAUUCACUCUUUCACAUUUCUCCAUUCUUCUGCUUAUCUAUCCCAGUUCAUUAGCCCAAGUAAUACUAAUGGGUAGUCUUCCAUCUGAUAGCCUUGAGACAUUGUCAUUAGGUUCUCAAAACCCACUAGACCCUGAUGAGUUCAGAAGACAAGGUCACAUGAUCAUUGAUUUCCUGGCCGAUUAUUACAAAAAUGUUGAAAGUUAUCCAGUCAGAAGCCAAGUCGAACCUGGUUAUCUCAGCAAACGACUACCUGAAUCAGCUCCAAACGAUUCUGAAUCCAUAGAAACCAUUCUUCAAGUUGUCACAAAUGAUAUUAUCCCUGGUCUUACUCGUUGGCAGAGUCCAAAUUACUUUGCUUAUUUUCCUUCUAGUGGUUCUGUUGCCGGAUUCCUUGGUGAAAUGUUUAGUACUGGAUUUAACGUCGUUGGGUUCAAUUGGAUGUCAUCACCAGCUGCAACGGAGUUGGAAAGUAUUGUGAUGAAUUGGCUCGGACAGAUGCUUAACCUUCCGAAGUCUUUCCUCUUCUCAUCAGAUGAUAAUGCAGGAAGUUCAGGUGGAGGAGUUUUGCAAGGGACUACUUGUGAAGCCAUUCUAUGUACACUGACCGCAUCAAGAGAUAAAAUGCUGAACAAAAUUGGUAGAGAGAAUAUCAAUAAGCUAGUUGUUUACGCUUCUGAUCAAACCCAUUGUGCACUUCAAAAGGCUGCUCAAAUUGCUGGUAUAAAUCCUAAGAACUUCCGUGCUAUCCAGACGUCCAAGGCUACCGAGUUCGUGCUCUCUCCGGAUUCUCUCCAAUCAACAAUUUCCGCUGAUAUAGAUUCCGGGUUAGUUCCACUUUUUCUUUGUGCUACCGUCGGCACUACAUCAUCGACGGCAGUGGACCCAAUAGGGCCACUUUGCGAGGUUGCAAAGAAGUACGGUAUUUGGGUUCACGUAGAUGCUGCUUACGCUGGGAGUGCUUGCAUUUGCCCAGAGUUCAGGCACUUCAUAGAUGGCGUCGAGGAGGCAGACUCAUUUAGUCUUAAUGCACACAAAUGGUUCUUCACUACUUUGGAUUGCUGUUGCUUAUGGGUGAAAGACUCUGGCGCCCUGGUUAAGGCCUUAUCAACCAGCCCUGAGUAUUUGAAAAACAAGGCAACUGAAUCGAAACAAGUUAUUGAUUACAAAGAUUGGCAAGUAGCCCUGAGCAGAAGAUUUAGAUCAAUGAAGCUUUGGUUAGUACUUCGCAGCUAUGGAGUUGCUAACUUGAGAAGUUUCCUGAGGAGUCAUGUAAAGAUGGCAAAGUACUUUCAAGGGUUCAUUGGUAUGGACAAGAGAUUUGAAAUUGUGGUUCCUAGAACAUUUGCUAUGGUGUGUUUUCGAAUUAAACCAGCUGCCAUUUUCCCUCAAAAAGGUGAAAAUGCUGGGGAGAUUCACAUGAUAGAAAAUCAAAAGAACGAUAUCAAUGCAAAGUUGCUGGAAUCAGUCAAUGCGUCAGGGAAGAUAUAUAUGACUCACGCUGUGGUAGGAGGGGUGUACAUGAUUCGGUUUGCUGUGGGUGCUACUCUCACUGAGGAGCGACAUGUCACUUCGGCAUGGAAGGUCGUUCAAGAGCACACAGACACAUUACUUAGUGAAUUGAAUGGUAAUGGCAAUACUACUGAUCCUGGGAUCAUGGAUUGAGGAGUUCAGACGGAUUAGAGGAGAACUCUUUUUGACGAUUUACUAUCUUCAGUUAAAUGAAGACUAAUGGUCUCAUUGCAAUUUCUUGCAAAAUGAUGUAUCAUUCCAAAUUGGAAAAUUAAUUUUAAGUGCAGCAACU